Molecule: messenger RNA, 963 nt
Organism: Morchella importuna
Lineage: Eukaryota; Fungi; Ascomycota; Pezizomycetes; Pezizales; Morchellaceae
Exons: 4
Coding region: 1-963 (320 amino acids)
Cellular component (GO): cytosol
Molecular function (GO): aldose reductase (NADPH) activity
Source: RefSeq, a predicted model, not a curated record
AUGGCUCUCAACCGUACCUUUACUUUAAACACUGGAGCGCAGAUUCCGGCCGUUGGUUUCGGAACUUGGCAAGCAAAACCCAACGAAGUUAGAAUUGCCGUGGAAGCUGCCCUCCGUGCAGGGUAUAGACAUAUCGACUGUGCUGCUAUAUAUCGUAACGAAGUUGAAGUUGGUGAAGGAAUAAAGGCUUCGGGCGUUAAAAGGGAAGAUAUAUUUGUGACAUCGAAGCUGUGGAAUACUAAGCAUCAUCCUGACGAUGUUGAAAAUGCACUCGACCGGACAUUGCAAUGCUUGGGGACGGAUUACUUAGACCUUUAUCUAAUGCACUGGCCAUGCGCCUUUCGAUCAGGAAGCGAUUGGUUCCCUCUCGACAGUGAGGGCAAGUUCGAACUCAGUUCAGUAAGCUACAUUGAUUCGUGGAAAGCAAUGGAGGCUCUUCUAGCGACUAAGAAAGUCAAAGCAAUUGGUAUUUCCAACUUUAAUGAACGCAGAAUCAACGAUCUCCUCUCAAAAUGCACCGUUGUCCCGGCAGUCAACCAGAUAGAAGUCCACCCAUACCUUCAACAGCCAUCUCUCAUGAAGCUUUGCAAAGAAAAGGGCAUACUUAUCGAAGCCUACUCGCCACUCGGGAAUAAUCAAACCGGUGAGCCGAGAACUGUUGAUGAUGCGAAGGUUCAUGAAUUGUCAAAGAGGCUAGGUAAAGAUCGAGGCCAGAUACUGGUUAGCUGGGGUGUUCAAAAAGGACAUGUUGUGUUGCCCAAGAGCGUGACAAAAUCGAGGAUAGAGUCGAAUUUUCAAGAUUUCAUAAUCCCCGAAGCAGAGUUUAAGGAAUUAAAUACUUUAGAAAGACACAAAAGAUUUAACUUCCCUGCUCAUUGGGGUUAUGAUAUUUUCGAUGAGGCUGGUGAUGAAAGGGUUAAGCAGGCGGCACUUGAUUGGGCGGAGGCAAACAAGAAAGCCUAG